AUAUAUAAUUUAACUAAUUAAGACAUGACAAAAAAACUGAGGUAUGUCUCGUUUCUGUCGGUCCUGGGUCACAGAUGACCGUUCUUCUUUAAGCCAAUAGCUAGCCCAAAAAGAAAAAUUGAGAGCAGAUCAGAUAAUAACUAUAGUCCAAGACAAAUAGAAAAUGUGUCUCCCCGUAUUGGAGAGUUAUAUUCUCAACCUAAAGUACGAUGCAUCGAUUCAAGUGCAACGGGACUUCGAACACUAGAAGAAAUGUCCACACACAUGAGACACAACUCAACGUCCUUACAGAUGUUCGGGGGUGAAGUGAAAAUAGUAGACCACUCACUGUGGAGGCACUACUACACUACGUAUAGAACCUAGUAAAAUCAACUAUCUCCGAUAUUGAUUCAGCAAAACUUGUCACCGUCUAAAUUAGCUAAUGAUUUAGAAGCCAGUAGUAUUGUUGUUCGGUCUGGCUUGCACUCCGGUGGCACAAUGGUACAUAAUCCUCCGACGCCCAAAGAAAUUCUUGGGACGCCGCAGCCACAAACACCUAGAAUUUCAAUAUCCAACACGCCUGAAAUUUCCAGUUCCAAUCUGCCUAAUUUACAUGAUAUAACGCAUUUUCAAUUUCCUCCAUUGAGUGCUAUUACGGCAUUUAAUCCAUUGACUUUACCUCCAUUGAGCCCAUCGGCCUCACCAAACGGUGCCACUCCCACAACCAUUCUGCACGGCGGAAAGUUAAUUCCUCAUGUUCCUGGGAUGCCUGGACCAAAUACUCCUGGUGUGUAUGUUGGCAAUUUAUCUGCAAAACACAAAAACUUUAUAGUGAGUAAAGAAACUAUUAAGGCCAAUACAAUGUUAUCUCGUGAUGAUGGAAAUAAUAUGACAACUACGAUUGAGGUGCAGUCACCAAAAGCAAUGGCAGGUUCUAAUUAUGAGCCACUUUUGAAGUCAAGGAGUCCAAAUUUAAGAACAGUUAAUAUGGAUGUGACAAACAGCAAAAACAAGACAAGUAUUCUGGAGAAAUGCCACAAUAUAUUUCUGCAGUUCCGAUAAUAAAAGUAAAAAAUGUCGAUGAACCUGAAGCACUGUGUAAAACAUUUUCGCCAAGCCUUAUAAAACCAGUAAUUUCCAAGCAAGAUGGAAGUUUGAAGAGAAGUUCAGAUGGGUCGCCAAGAACCCCUGUUUUAAAAGAAAAUAUGAAUUAUACAUCCAACAAAAUCAAGGUUAGAGAAAGGUUAAAUUCGAACACUUUAAAUUUAACAAAGUUAAUCAUGUUACUAUCAAAUCCGAGACGGAGAUACGAAACUUUAAUUUUGAGAACCUAAUAACAAAAGUAGAAAUCUAUAACAAUCAAAUUUUUACUGAAUACUAAAUAUUACUUUAUGGUACUAUUUUAAU
Messenger RNA from Ostrinia furnacalis (Asian corn borer), 1386 nucleotides. RefSeq lists its product as uncharacterized. NCBI's taxonomy places the organism in Eukaryota, Metazoa, Arthropoda, Insecta, Lepidoptera, Crambidae. The record is from RefSeq and is a predicted model, not a curated record. Bases 478 to 1041 code for a protein of 187 amino acids. The transcript is spliced from 2 exons.